AUGAAAAUUUUAUAUGUAUGUGAUACUAGAUUUAACAUUUUUAAUUCUAAAGAAAAGAAAUAUUUAUUUAAAUACUGGUCAUAUUCUUUACAAGAUAUAAUAAAUAACAGGAAAUCUAGGGAUAUAAAAUUUUGGCUAGUUUGUAUAAAUCUAAUAGACUAUUUGGAUAUUUUAAAUUUUUCCGAUUUAUUUGAUUACGAACAUGUGAAAAUAGCUAUAGAGAAAAUUUCUUAUUAUUUUCAAUUAAAUGAUGAUGAUGAAAUAAAUGACAAAGAAGUUACUGUUGAUCCUUUAUUAGCGUUUCUUAAAAAUGCGGAAAAUAUUGUAAAAAUGAAAGAAUGUAAUAAAAUUAUAAUUUUAUCAUGCAAUAUUUAUAAAUGGAUCAACAAAAUUUCUGAAUUGAAAUUAAUAGGAGAUGUAUUCUACACUUUCUUAUGUGAAUUUUAUUUUUUUAACAUUCAGAACAAUAAGACAGAAACUUUAAGCAAAAUAAAACAAAUUAGUUAUGAUUUAGAUAAGUAUUAUAAUUUUUUUUUUAAAAAUAUUGAAUUAAAUAAAGUUAACAUUCUGCAAAUAUCAAAAGAAAUAUUAUCUAUAAAAUUCCUUGUUUCUUUUACAUUAAAUUUAAAAAAUGAAUUAUUAUUUAAAUGUGAAGGGAUACCUCUAAUAACAGAAAUAUGUCAUUCAUCUUAUGUUGGUUUAAAUAAGUUUUCAAUUGAAUUUGAUAUAAGAGCAAAAGCUUUAAAGGAUGGAAUAUCACAACAUUUAAUAUAUGGGAUACCCAUAUUUUUAAGCAGUAAAUCAUUUUAUAAGACAAAUUUAAUUUCAUUGUACUCUUUAUCCAAUGAAUUAUAUGAAAAGGAACAAGUUUUAAUACUAAGAUCGAAUUUAAAUCCUAUUGAUUUAAAAAUGCAUGAAAAAGAAGUUCGAUUUUUGUGGGUAGGUGUUCCUAUGAUUAAAGAAGAAAAAUCAAUAGCUUUAUGCUUACACGGUUUAUCAACACAAGAAACGUACUCUCUUGCUAUUGAAGAACGUUCACUAAGAAUAAGAACUCAAGAAAAUAUUUCAGAGACAAAAUUAAAAGAGAUGCUUAAUUUUUUAAUAUUAAUUGACGAAUUCAAUCCAUUAGAUUACAGCAAUCAAAGGUUUGAAUAUUCUUUUAAAUACUCCCGUAAUUCUUUGAUGGAUGUUUUAAAUAAGGAAAAAAACUUAAAAAAAAGGAAAAAAAAAUUUGCUAUUUUACAAAAGGAUACACACAAUUAUGUGGAAACACAAAAAGAAAUGUUAUCAAAAAAUGUUCCACAAAAUAAAGAUUUAAUAAAAAAAAAGGGCAUUGUCGACCCGAGAUCUCUACUUUUAGCUAAUAUGAAUAGAGCUUUUCAAAAAAAUAUUAUAUAG
This is a messenger RNA of Plasmodium relictum, 1398 nucleotides long. RefSeq names its product conserved Plasmodium protein, unknown function. Bases 1 to 1398 code for a protein of 465 amino acids. The record is from RefSeq and is a predicted model, not a curated record. NCBI's taxonomy places the organism in Eukaryota, Apicomplexa, Aconoidasida, Haemosporida, Plasmodiidae. The transcript has 11 exons.